AUGCGGCCGCGCCAAGGUCGAAAAUACGUCCUUGCCAAACCCAUUUUCACUGCGGGAGAACGGCGUCCGUGGAUGGAGUCAGAUCCUUCGACAUUUCUCAUCGAUGCCGGCCUAUGGUCCGCCUGCAAAGAGUCCAGAUACGUAGUAGCAAAGCAUUACGCGUCGCUAAUGGGCCCUCCCAAAGGCCAAACAUCACGUGCAGCAGACGACUCAAUCACAAAAAGCACGUCUGGAUCAAGCAUACUUCCACACCAAGACCUUAACAUCUUCCAAGUCGCGCCUGACCAACGUAUCGCCGUCGGAGAAGCACUGGCCGCUCUCCGACCGUUCUUUCAAAACAACAUCUCUAGACAACUCCAUAUCGCCUUUGAAUACGACGACACCUGGAAAAUCCACGGCGGCGACAGUACCGAGGCCAUGAAGAUGCAGCCAGGUCCCCGGGCCUGUUUCAUCAACCUCCUAGAGAGAACUUUGUGUGGGCUUCUAUCGGCUAAACUAUACCUCAUUGACUACAGCGCAGAGCGAGACACAGUUGAUGCCCCAGUGCUGUUCUCUGCGGGAGGUUAUGAGCUCAGUGAGCUUGACCGUAGCCCUACCGGAGUUAUGAGGACCAGGUUUGGGAUUUCAAGAUGGUUCGUGGAGCAGCUCGCAAUACUGGGUGCAAUGCACUGGCUAUUCGCCGCACCGAUGUGGACGCCUGGGUCCCUAUCUUCACCCCUCGGUGACUACUUGGCUAUAACGACCAGUGUGGUCGUGCUCAAAUGUUUCGAGAAGAAAAAUUCUGUUGAUUGA
Messenger RNA from Colletotrichum orchidophilum, 792 nucleotides. RefSeq lists its product as uncharacterized. NCBI's taxonomy places the organism in Eukaryota, Fungi, Ascomycota, Sordariomycetes, Glomerellales, Glomerellaceae. The record is from RefSeq and is a predicted model, not a curated record. The transcript has a single exon. Bases 1 to 792 code for a protein of 263 amino acids.